Molecule: messenger RNA, 407 nt
Organism: Penaeus monodon (black tiger shrimp)
Lineage: Eukaryota; Metazoa; Arthropoda; Malacostraca; Decapoda; Penaeidae
Product: eukaryotic translation initiation factor 5A-like
Exons: 1
Coding region: 12-407 (131 amino acids)
Biological process (GO): positive regulation of translational elongation
Molecular function (GO): ribosome binding; RNA binding; translation elongation factor activity
Source: RefSeq, a predicted model, not a curated record
UGACCACGAAAAUGUCAGAGGAGCUGCAAGCUGAUUUUGAGAGUGGUGAUUCUGGUGUCUCCAAUGUGUUCCCCGCACAGUGCUCUUCCCUUCGUAAGAAUGGACACUUCGUGAUCAAGGGCCGUGCCUGCAAGAUUGUAGAAAUAUCAACUUCAAAAACUGCCAAACACGGUCACACUAAGGUACAUCUGAUCGGUAUUAACCUUUUUACCGGUAAGAAAUAUGAAGAUAUCUGUCCUUCAACCCGCAACAUGGACGUGCCAGUGGUCAAGAGUGUACACUACCAGCCUACUGACAUAUCUGACGACGACUACCGUAGUCAUAUGAGGAUACGGUUGAACUGGGUGACAGUCCUGGCUGCUAUGGAAGAGGAAAUGGUAGUUGCUACCAAGCCAUAUAUGAAGUAA